Messenger RNA from Lotus japonicus, 1887 nucleotides. RefSeq names its product probable inositol transporter 2. The transcript has 6 exons. The coding region runs from base 70 to 1755 and encodes 561 amino acids. Lineage: Eukaryota; Viridiplantae; Streptophyta; Magnoliopsida; Fabales; Fabaceae. Gene Ontology annotation, biological process: transmembrane transport. Gene Ontology annotation, molecular function: myo-inositol:proton symporter activity. The record is from RefSeq and is a predicted model, not a curated record. Gene Ontology annotation, cellular component: membrane.
GGUAACUUCAACUGAUCUAACAUACAUAAUUAAGCUUGCUGUUAUCAUUGAAGAAUACGAGACAACAACAUGGAGGGGGGAGUUCCAGAAGCUGAUAGUUCUGCUUUCAAAGAGUGCUUCGCUCUUUCAUGGAAAAACCCGUACAUUCUUCACCUUGCUUUCUCUGCUGGAAUCGGUGGCCUCCUCUUUGGCUACGACACCGGUGUUAUAUCCGGGGCUCUUUUGUACAUCAGAGAUGAUUUCAAAGAAGUGGAUAGAAAAACUUGGUUGCAGGAAGCCAUAGUUAGUAUGGCAAUUGCUGGUGCGAUUAUAGGAGCUUCGGUUGGUGGAUGGAUGAGUGAUCGUUUUGGGAGAAAAGCUACAAUCCUUUAUGCAGAUGUACUCUUCUUUGCUGGUGCUGUUAUUAUGGCAGCUGCUCCUAACCCAUCGGUUCUCGUUGUUGGUCGUGUCUUUGUUGGCCUUGGUGUUGGAAUGGCUUCAAUGACAUCACCCCUUUACAUUUCAGAGGCUUCUCCAACCAAAGUUAGAGGGGCCCUUGUAAGUCUCAAUAGUUUCCUCAUCACUGGGGGACAGUUCCUUUCCUACAUCAUCAACUUGGCAUUAGCCAAGUUGCCUGGAACAUGGAGGUGGAUGUUAGGAGUAGCGGCGGUACCUGCUGGUGUACAGAUUGCACUUAUGCUUACACUCCCUGAAUCACCUCGUUGGCUAUUCCGAAAGGGAAAGGAAGAGGAAGGGAAAGCAAUUUUAAGGAAGAUUUAUCCAGCUGAUGAAGUUGAAUAUGAGAUUCAAGUUUUGAAGGAACAAACCGAAUUGGAAAUUAAGGAAGCACAACUCUCAGGCAAUGUCAGCAUGUUACAGUUGUUGAAAACAAAAGCAGUGAGAAGAGGUUUAUAUGCUGGGAUGGGGCUUCAGAUUUUCCAACAGUUUGUGGGCAUUAACACAGUCAUGUACUACAGCCCCACCAUUGUUCAGUUAGCUGGUUUUGCAUCCAAUGAGGUAGCAAUGCUUCUAUCACUCAUCACUGCAGGGAUGAAUGCAUUUGGUUCCAUUUUGAGCAUUUACUUGAUUGAUAAAACUGGGAGAAAGAAGCUUGCUCUGAUUAGUUUGGUUGGAGUAGCAGGAUCCUUAGCUCUUCUCACUGCUAUUUUCCACCAAACUGAGACUACAUCCCCACCUAUUAGCCCAGUUGAAACAUCUCACUUCAAUGGUACAUGUCCUGAUUACAGUUCAGCCACCAACCCUGGUAAAUGGGAUUGCAUGACUUGCCUUCAAGCCCCAGAAUGCAGCUUCUGUUCUGCCCCAGAUAAGCUAAAACCGGGGGCAUGUUUGAUUCAAGAUGACUCCUUGAAGAGUCAAUGUCAUUCAGAACACAGGGAUUGGUAUACAAAAGGAUGUCCCAGCAAAACAGGGUGGGUUGCUAUAGUGGGCUUGGCAGUCUACAUCUUGUUUUUCUCACCUGGAAUGGGAACUGUUCCAUGGGUAAUCAACUCUGAGAUAUACCCUUUAAGGUACAGAGGAAUCUGCGGAGGAAUGGGAUCAACCGCGGUCUGGGUCUCCAACCUCAUUGUAUCACAGUCCUUCUUAUCUGUGACUGAAGCUAUUGGGGCUGCAUGGACAUUCAUGAUUUUUGGAAUAAUUAGUUGUUUUGCCAUUGUCUUUGUCAUUUUCUUCGUACCAGAGACAAAGGGAGUUCCAAUGGAGGAGAUGGAGAGGAUUCUCAAUGAAAGAGGAAUUAAAUUCAGUUUAAGUAGUUAAAUGUAGAGAGUUACUAUAGAGAUGUAGAACUUUAAACCCCUUUCUCCCUUGUUCCCUCUUUAUUUUUACAAGGAAGGUCAUGUUAGCUCUUUAGCAAGUGUACUAAAUUGCUAUGAAGUAAUAAAAGAUCGU